Lolium perenne is the source of this 684-nucleotide messenger RNA. NCBI's taxonomy places the organism in Eukaryota, Viridiplantae, Streptophyta, Magnoliopsida, Poales, Poaceae. The record is from RefSeq and is a predicted model, not a curated record.
AUGGAGGAGGAGAGGAUGGGGAAAAUUCCCACGGAGCCGAUCUGGCCGGAGGUGGCCGGGGCGGUGGCUGGGGAGUCGGCGGCCGGCGAGGAGGCCGAGCGUGCGUGCGUGUCUGGGAGGCACUGUGGGCUGGGGAAAGAUUGGGGCGGGCGUGCGUGCGUGGGUUCGACCUCGCCCCUUGUGUGGAGCUACCGGCCCGGGGCCGGCGGUAGUACCGGCCAGGCCCCGGCGACCGAGAAGCUCAAGCUUGGGUCACCUGAGACCCCCGACGAGGGACCGUCCAUGAAGCGAAGGGUGGCUAACGUCGGCCACUUCCAGCUGGACGUGGGGCAGGACCAGUUCCUGCGCAUCGUCUUCAAGCCAACCUUCGACCGGCUACAGAUCCCUCAUGAUUUCGUCAGGUGGUUCGGGGAAAUCCCUUCGAACAUCAUCGUCACCAUCAACACAGGCUGCUACUGGAGGAUGACUACGGUGAUGGAAGGCGAUGAUGCAUACAUCGACCAGGGAUGGGCGGCCUUCGCCGUCGCUCAUCAGCUGCAGAUAGGCCAGUUCCUCGUCUUCCAGAAGGUGUCCACCUUCCAGUACAAUGUGGUCAUCUUCGACUACACCUGCACUGAGGUGAUGACCAUGUGCCGUUACCAUGGCGACGCCACCAGGUGUGUCAUCUUCCAAAAUCAUGUCUGA